Molecule: messenger RNA, 1023 nt
Organism: Branchiostoma belcheri (Belcher's lancelet)
Lineage: Eukaryota; Metazoa; Chordata; Leptocardii; Amphioxiformes; Branchiostomatidae
Product: neuropeptide FF receptor 2-like
Exons: 3
Coding region: 1-1023 (340 amino acids)
Biological process (GO): G protein-coupled receptor signaling pathway
Cellular component (GO): membrane
Molecular function (GO): neuropeptide receptor activity; peptide binding
Source: RefSeq, a predicted model, not a curated record
AUGUUAAAGCAUCCUCCGGCUAUCAUAGCUCUCUUCGUGGUCGGCUACGUCAUCACGUUCAUGGUGACGAUGAUAGGAAACAGCAUCGUCUGCUACGUCAUCCUGAAGAUUCCCCACAUGCGUAACGUGACGAAUUACUUCGUCUUCAAUCUGGCCGUUAGUGACAUGCUGUCUGCCAUCUUCUGUAUGCCCUUCACGCUGGUGGACCAUAUCAUCAGAGGUUGGCCGUUUGGUGAGGUUAUGUGUAAGGUGUUCCCUGCCAUGCAGAUCAUCACAGUAGCAGCAUCACUUUUCACCCUUGUGGCCAUCGCCUUUGACAGGUUUUAUGCUGUCGUGCACCCGACAACCCACACCUUUACGUCCACAGUAGCUGCUCGUGUCAUAAUACUUGUGUGGGCCAUGGCCAUCACCCUCAGCAUUCCGAUAUUCAUUGUUCAAGAAAGCCACUACCAAGUCUACAACGAUAUAGAUCUAACCCUACAUACAUGUUUGGAGAACUGGCCUUUCCAUAAUUCCAGAAAGAUUUUCACAGUCUCACUGCUUGUUAUUAGUUAUGUUGGCCCUCUCACUAUCAUAACUAUCUUGUACACUCGGGUCGGCGUGCAAGUGUGGUUCAUGAUGCCACCGGGUGUCGUUAAAGUGCGGGGUGAUGGUCAAGGUACCCCCAUGCAGAGAAAAGUUAAGGUUGUGAAAAUGAUGGUUGCAGUUGGCGUACUAUUUUCUCUGUCCUACCUUCCCAUAUUCACCUUGAUGAUGCUUGCCGACUUUGGCAACCUAAGUGAGGAUCAACAGAAUUUCGCCUAUGUUUGGAUCUAUCCAAUAGCAAAUUGGCUUUCAUACAUCAACAAUUCUAUAAACCCAAUAAUAUAUGGCUACUUCAACAGAAACAUUCGAAAGGAAUUAAAGAAAAUGGCUCGGAAAGAUAAAUUUGUAGGAGACUUUGCCAUGUCAAAAUACAAUUCUCGAACUACUUCCAGAUAUGACAAUAGAACACGAGAUACCCAAGUCGGUACCUCCGGCUAA